CGCCAGGAUAGCCAGCACUCGCGGCCUGAGCGCCGGUCUCCGACCUCGACCUCCUCGUCCGCGUGAUCUCCGCAAGCAUCUCCGUGGGCAGGGUGACACGUGCGCGUCGCGCGGCUGAUAAGGGGCGGGGUAACGGCGGGCGCGUGCACCGGAGUAGACGGCUCUCCGGGUGUUGUCGUUGUGCCCUGGUGAUGCGCGAGCGUCCGGCUCCCGGCCCAGGGCUGCCCCAACAAUAAUGUUGAAGUUCGGGAGCAAGAGCGACGUGACCGUGGUGCACCGCGCCACCAUACGACUUCUCGACGACGCCGAGAUUCUGCACUGCGACUUUCAGCCUCAACACAAAGGGAAAUACAUAUUGGAGUAUGUAUGCAAGCAACUCAAUAUUUUAGAAACAGACUAUUUUGGAUUACGUUACGUGGACAGUUGUAGACAAAGACAUUGGUUGGACUUGGCUAAAACAGCAAUUAAACAGGUUAAAGACACAGAGCCGAUUCUGUUCAGCUUCCGCGUGAAGUUCUACCCACCGGAUCCGCUUCGACUGAAAGAAGAGAUCACGCGCUAUCAGAUUUAUCAACAAUUGAAAAGAGAUCUGCUACACGGCCGCCUCUACUGCAGUCCCGGCGAGGCGGCGCUACUGGCGGCUUGCAUCGUGCAAAGCGAAUUGGGCGACUACGAACCAGAAUUGCACGAGGGCAAUUACAUUUCGGAACACAAACUCCUUCUAAAGCAGACCGACGCGAUCGAGGAGAAGGCUCUCGAGCUUCAUCAGACACAACUCAAAGGUUUUACUCCGGAGCAAGCCGAGACUCACUUCCUCAGGCUGGCCUCACAACUCGACACCUACGCUGUUGAUCCGCACCCCGUUAAGUGACGCUCAGCUAUCACAAAAUUUAACAUUAUUCAUCGUUUGAUUUUUUCUUUACCUUUACGAUAUCUUCUCACUAUUACUUACUACUCAUCAUAGUAAGUAAGUAAAUGCGUA
This is a messenger RNA of Ceratosolen solmsi marchali, 982 nucleotides long. Its product is annotated as FERM domain-containing protein 5-like. Gene Ontology annotation, cellular component: cytoskeleton. NCBI's taxonomy places the organism in Eukaryota, Metazoa, Arthropoda, Insecta, Hymenoptera, Agaonidae. The coding region runs from base 236 to 871 and encodes 211 amino acids. Gene Ontology annotation, molecular function: cytoskeletal protein binding. The transcript has 6 exons. Gene Ontology annotation, biological process: actomyosin structure organization. The record is from RefSeq and is a predicted model, not a curated record.